Messenger RNA from Paramecium pentaurelia, 2453 nucleotides. The record is from the annotation of a GenBank genome assembly. Lineage: Eukaryota; Ciliophora; Oligohymenophorea; Peniculida; Parameciidae.
UAUUAAUGUUCAGUUCUGAGUACCCUUACAGCUCGUAAACUGCUAUAUUAAGCAACAGCCCCUAGCAUACCUAUAUCAGGGAGUGUCUAUUGUGGAUUUGACCCUACAGCACACUCAUUGCAUUUGGGCAACUUUGUUUCGAUCCUCAAUUUGGCAAGGCUUGCUUAAAUAGGCUUCAAACCAAUAGCAAUUGUAGGAGGAGCAACUGUAUAAUUGGGGGACCCAAGUUUUAAGAUGGAAGAACGAAAGGAGCCAGAUUUGGUUGUGAUCUAAGAGAAUUUAUAGAAAAUAAGGAAUUAAUUAGAAAGUGUGUAUGGGAAUAUUGCAAAUCAUGGAAAGAUAGGGCAACCCCUAUAAAUAUUAGAUAAUAUGGAUUUUUAUAGAGAGACAAAGUUAAUUGAUUUUGUUUCUAAAGUAGGAAGAUAAUUUAGAAUGAAUAGUCUAUUAAAUAAAGAUCAUAUAAAUAAGAGAUUAAAUAGUGGUGAUGAUGGUUUAUCUUUGACUGAGUUCUUUUAUACAAUUUUAUAAAGUUAUGACUUUGCAUAUUUGAAUGAGAAAUAUAAUUGUACCUUGCAAAUAGGAGGAAGUGAUUAAUGGGGUAAUAUUACAAAUGGUUGUGAUUUCGUAAAGAAACAAUAUAAGAAGUAAGUGUAUGGGAUAACUACUCCUUUAUUAAUUGAUAAGAAUGGAUAGAAAUUUGGGAAGAGUGAAGGAAAUGCAUUAUUUUUGGAUGUGAGUUCAAAACACAAUAUGAAAUAAUAUUUGUUGAAUUUAGCAGAUGAUUCAAUAAAAGAUUUCUUAUUAAUGUUAACAUUCUUAUAAGAGGAUUAAAUUAAUAGUAUUAUGGAAUAACAUAAGUAGAAUCCUGAGAAGAGGAUUGCUUAGAAAUGUUUAAACGAUGAAUUAAUGAAGAUGAUCUAUAGAGAAGAGAAUUCUGCUGAAAAAAAUUAAAUACUUUAUGGAUUAAGAAGAGAUAGAUUGUUGAAUAUGAGUGCAGCAGAAUUUGAGAAGUUAGCUGAGGAAAUAGAUAAGGAUGUAGUAAUAAGAGUAUCAAAGUAGACAGCAUUGAUAGAAGUGUUAUUGAAAAUAAGAUCAUCGAAGUCAGAGAUUAGAAGAUUAUUACAAUAAGGAGGAAUAUUAAUUAAUGAUUAAAAAGUGGAUUAGUUAGAUUAAACUUAAUUGUUGCAUAAUAAAUAUAUGUUAUUACGGAUUGGUAAAAGAGAUGUGAGAUUAUUAAUAUUUAUUUGAGUUAUAUAUAAUAUANUAGCAUACCUAUAUCAGGGAGUGUCUAUUGUGGAUUUGACCCUACAGCACACUCAUUGCAUUUGGGCAACUUUGUUUCGAUCCUCAAUUUGGCAAGGCUUGCUUAAAUAGGCUUCAAACCAAUAGCAAUUGUAGGAGGAGCAACUGUAUAAUUGGGGGACCCAAGUUUUAAGAUGGAAGAACGAAAGGAGCCAGAUUUGGUUGUGAUCUAAGAGAAUUUAUAGAAAAUAAGGAAUUAAUUAGAAAGUGUGUAUGGGAAUAUUGCAAAUCAUGGAAAGAUAGGGCAACCCCUAUAAAUAUUAGAUAAUAUGGAUUUUUAUAGAGAGACAAAGUUAAUUGAUUUUGUUUCUAAAGUAGGAAGAUAAUUUAGAAUGAAUAGUCUAUUAAAUAAAGAUCAUAUAAAUAAGAGAUUAAAUAGUGGUGAUGAUGGUUUAUCUUUGACUGAGUUCUUUUAUACAAUUUUAUAAAGUUAUGACUUUGCAUAUUUGAAUGAGAAAUAUAAUUGUACCUUGCAAAUAGGAGGAAGUGAUUAAUGGGGUAAUAUUACAAAUGGUUGUGAUUUCGUAAAGAAACAAUAUAAGAAGUAAGUGUAUGGGAUAACUACUCCUUUAUUAAUUGAUAAGAAUGGAUAGAAAUUUGGGAAGAGUGAAGGAAAUGCAUUAUUUUUGGAUGUGAGUUCAAAACACAAUAUGAAAUAAUAUUUGUUGAAUUUAGCAGAUGAUUCAAUAAAAGAUUUCUUAUUAAUGUUAACAUUCUUAUAAGAGGAUUAAAUUAAUAGUAUUAUGGAAUAACAUAAGUAGAAUCCUGAGAAGAGGAUUGCUUAGAAAUGUUUAAACGAUGAAUUAAUGAAGAUGAUCUAUAGAGAAGAGAAUUCUGCUGAAAAAAAUUAAAUACUUUAUGGAUUAAGAAGAGAUAGAUUGUUGAAUAUGAGUGCAGCAGAAUUUGAGAAGUUAGCUGAGGAAAUAGAUAAGGAUGUAGUAAUAAGAGUAUCAAAGUAGACAGCAUUGAUAGAAGUGUUAUUGAAAAUAAGAUCAUCGAAGUCAGAGAUUAGAAGAUUAUUACAAUAAGGAGGAAUAUUAAUUAAUGAUUAAAAAGUGGAUUAGUUAGAUUAAACUUAAUUGUUGCAUAAUAAAUAUAUGUUAUUACGGAUUGGUAAAAGAGAUGUGAGAUUAUUAAUAUUUAUUUGAGUU